AUGUUGGCACAGCAGGUGACAAGUGGAGAGAAGGAGCUGCGGGCGGAGGUGGAGCAGGCUGUUGCAAGCAUGCUGGAGCUGGCCGUGCCUUGGCUUGUCCAGCACUUUUUGUUGUGCACCGGAGCUGUGCGGCUAAGCAGGUCCCAGUUUCAUGCUUUCAGCAUAUUACCGCACUCGUUUCUCGUCUUGUGCCUCUGUCCCAUGCGAAGGCACAGUGGGCAGCGGCGGUUCUUUCCACACGUGCUGGUGGUGGCGGCGGUGCUGGGACAUGUGCAGUCUGAGUUGGCGCAUCAUCCGAAAGCAUGUGGCGGGUUCUCUGCAGACAGGUACAGCAUGCAGGAGCCCACCGCUCAUAGCCAACAACCGAAUGCUCUGCAAGAGAUCGCAGAUGCGUGGCUCGCCCCGCUGCUCUCGCUCCCGCCGGACUCCGUGCCCUGCGGAAUCUUCACAGAUGAGCUCCGCGUGCAGGCAAUGAUGGAGGAUGCGUCCACGGUCCGCAAGGCUGUGGUGCAAUCUCAGGAACUCCACAAGGCAGGGGCGCUGCAGGACAUCCACCAGAUGGUGCGCUGGAUUGCCACGAAGGAGGACCACUGCCAGAAGAUCAUGACCACGACUGCCGACUACUUCCUUGCGCAGAAGGUGAAGAAAGCAGACCUGAGUGAAGAUGACUACCUUAAGCGGCUUGCUCUUCACCAUGAUGUCAUGGCGGGGGGCCCUGAAGUGCUUCCAAGGCGACUCCUGCAAGGCAUCUUGCUCCCCACUGUUGCAGCAGAUGCAUCAGUUCAGUGCUCCAACCGCUUCGGAAGCCAAUUGUUGCACAAAUUAAAAGGAGCCCCAAAAGCGCGUGGCAGACUGCAGCGAGCUGUGGCUGGCUCUUAA
This is a messenger RNA of Symbiodinium natans, 879 nucleotides long. The record is from the annotation of a GenBank genome assembly. NCBI's taxonomy places the organism in Eukaryota, Dinophyceae, Suessiales, Symbiodiniaceae.